AUGUUUAACAUUGAAACAGAGAAUGAUCUUAUCACGCUAAACGGUUAUCUUGCUGAUAACGCUUUCGUUACCGGGUUCACCUUAACCGGUGAGGAUGCUUGCCUUUUUUCACGGUUUAAUUCCAUUCCUGAUGGAAAGAAAUAUGCCUAUAUAGCUCGAUGGUACAAGAAUAUACAAAGUUAUAGUGAUGAUGAAAAAAAGUUAUGGCCCAGUGCAACUUCAUCAGAAGAAAAAAAAGCUGAAAAUGAAGACGAUUUCGAUCUUUUUGGUUCUGAUGAUGAAGAGGAAGAUGAUGAAAAAGCCCGUAUUACGGCUGAAAGACUUAAAGCUUAUGCAGAAAAGAAAGCUGGCAAACCUGCUGGUGUCGCAAAAUCGAACAUUAUUUUUGAUGUCAAGCCAUGGGAUGACACUAUUUCUUUACAAGAUAUAGAAACAAAUGUUCGAUCGAUAGAAAUCGAUGGUUUAGUUUGGGGAACAGCAAAAAUUCUUCCUGUAGCAUUUGGAAUCAAUAAAUUACAGAUCUGCUGUGUUGUUGAAGAUGAGAAAGUUUCUUCGGAUUGGCUUGAAGAGCAGAUUACAGGUUUCGAAGAUUUAGUACAAUCUGUUGAUAUUGUUGCUUUUAAUAAGGUUUAA
Dracunculus medinensis (Guinea worm) is the source of this 633-nucleotide messenger RNA. Lineage: Eukaryota; Metazoa; Nematoda; Chromadorea; Rhabditida; Dracunculidae. The record is from the annotation of a GenBank genome assembly.